AUGAUAGGCGUUGGUUGUAUCUACAGCUAUCAAUGCACCCCUUACACGACCCAAACGGUGCAAUGUUUGAAUGGAUGUUGCUGCACAUCUCCCUUCUACACGCAGCAGCCGCCGAUUGGGGUUCAGGGCUUUUGCUAUAACGGACAACGCGCGACUGGAAGGUGUUCAACGAGUUCAGGAUGUUCGGUGGGGCAGACUUGUAUGAAUGGGUUGUGCUGUCGGACGACUGGAUUGGAAUAUCAGUACGCUUGUGGCGGUCAAGCGGCCCUCGCAUCAUGCGUCUCCUCCCAAUGUGGCCAGUUCAUCUGCACGUCUUCAAACUAUUGCUGUGAAUGCCAAUAUGGACAGACGGCUGGCACCUGCGCAAAUGGAUGCGCGGUUGAUGUGAAUUCUCGCGUCGAUUGCUAUCCCGAGCCCGGGGCUUCGGAAUCGUCCUGCAAGCAGCGAGGCUGUAAUUGGGAUCCGGCUCCGGCGGGCUCACCGAUCGGCACUCCGUAUUGCUACUUCCCGCCAACCACGGGCUACAACGUCGUUAGUAACGAUGGGAAUGGAAAUAUUCAGCUUGCCAAAAAUGACGGUCCCAAGAACCCGUUUGGCGACGACAUCUCCCCGAUAUCGCUGAAAAUGUCCAAACUUGGUAAUGCCAUCCAAUUAUCCAUCGGCACUGAUGGCAGGUAUACCCCGCAGUUAAAUUUGCCAAAGCAACCCCCAGCCAACCAGGCCGAGCAGCUCAAUUUUCAGGUGACAUCCAACGCCACUUUUGCAUUUACCGUAACGCGUCAAUCGACGGGGAGAGCGCUUUGGGAUACGUCGAUCGGCGGCCUCCUCUUUGCCGACAAAUACAUCCAAAUUGCCGCUCUACUGCCAUCGGAUCGAAUUUUCGGUUUUGGGGAGCACGUGCACAAGAAGAUGAAGCACGACAUGACUCGAUACACAACAUGGCCAAUGCUGGCGCGUGACAUUGGCCCCGACAGUGGAUCCGUGCUUUCAACGCAAAAUCUCUACGGGACUCAACCGUUCUAUCUUUGCGUCGAACCCGACGGGAAAAGCCACGGUGUGCUGAUCAUCAACAGCAAUGCACAGGAGGCCACCCUUGGCCCAGCCCCCCACCUCAUCUACCGUACCAUUGGCGGCCAAUUGGACAUUGUCUUCUUCCCGGGACCCAAACCCGAAGAUGUCGUUCAAGGCUUUCUCGCCUACAUCGGCCGUCCGUUCCUGCCUGCCUAUUGGGCCCUCGGGUAUCAGUUGUGCCGCUGGGGCUACGCGGAUUUGGACGAGAUGAAGGCGGUCAUUGCCAGAAAUCAGGCCGCCGGCAUUCCGCUUGACGUACCGUAUGCCGACAUUGACUAUAUGAGCCAUUAUGAGGAUUUUACCGAGGGAGAUAAGUGGGCCGGGUUCCCGGACUACGCGAAGCAACUCCAUACGCAGGGCCUGCAUCUGAUCCUGAUCUUCGACCCGGCCAUCGAGGUCGACUACGAUUCUUUCCAAAGAGCCAGACAACAGAAUGCCUCCUUCAUCGAGUGGCCGAGAUUUGAGCUUGUUCCACACCAGGUCCAGGACCAAUACCCCAUGGCCAAGGAUACGAAGAUUAUGCUGGGAAAUGUAUGGCCCGAACGUAACACGGCCUUCCCCGACUUCCUUGACCCAGCCAACAUCACCAACAACUGGUGGACCGCCGAAUUUGCCCGCUUUCACAAUACCCUGGGCUUCGACGGCAUCUGGAUCGACAUGAACGAGCCGUCAAACUUUGACACGAACGUCUAUUCUUCAAAUCGUAUUGAUGGCGAGGCACCGACGGGGGAUAAGCUCGCUUGUCCCAUAUCCGGAGCCGACGGAAAGCUGGAUAACCCACCCUACCCAACGCAGGCAGUAUAUUUACAUAUGGGCGAGUACUUGUGCUCGAAAACGUUAUGUAUGAAUGGGAAGACGACGAGGGGUACGCAAGACUUCUACAAUACGAAGAACCUCUACGGGUGGUCCGAGGCUCGUGCCACGUCAGCAGCUCUUUCUGCAGCCACCGGAAAGCGUGGAGCCGUCAUCUCACGCUCAACGUUCAUCUCUUCCGGUCGUUAUGCUGGCCAUUGGCUCGGGGAUAACACUGCCAGAUGGGAGGAUCUGCAGACGUCAGUUAUUGGUGCGAUGGAGUUCAACCUGUUCGGCAUCCCCUACGUCGGAUCGGAUAUUUGCGGGUUUAACGGAAAAACGACAGAAGAGCUCUGCCUCCGCUGGCAUCAAAUGGGAGCUUUCCACUCGUUCUCCAGGAAUCACAACACGCAGGGAGACCCGGCACAAGAUCCAGCCGUCUGGCCCUCCGUCGCGUUGGCGGCCAAGAUUGCGCUAAUGUUCCGCUAUCAAUACCUACCGUAUCUGUACAGCCUCCACUACCGCGCCUCCCUAUUCGGCGCGACCGUCAUCCGGCCACUCUUCUUCGAAUUUCCCACCGAUUCCGAGACGUUCACCAUCGACCGUCAAUUCUUGUGGGGGUCGGCGUUGAUGAUUGCCCCGGCGCUGGAUCCGGGCGUCACAACCGUCCGCGCCUAUUUCCCCUCGGAUCGUUGGUAUUCACUCCAGAAUGAGACAUAUGGACAGCAGAUGCCCGUCGGCUUCAACACCGUCCCAGCCCUCACCACGGCACUGACGCCCGUUUUUGUGAGGGGCGGCUACAUCCUCCCCCGCCAAGGCCCCGCCACAACCACCACUGCCGCCCGGAAGAACCCGUUCGAGAUCCUGAUCACUGUCGCCGGAAAUGGCGGUUCAACCGGCGAACUCUAUUAUGAUGACGGUGAAUCGUUGUCCGACGACAUCUUGAGCAAUCCCCAUUUCUACUUCAACUUUUCGUAUGCGGCCACCGACGGUCAAGCGACAGUGAAUAUUGGGUGUAGCAGUCCGAUGGAGCUAACCCUUCCCACCCUUGACGUCAUCGAAAUCUUUGGCUACGCGUACACGCCCGACUACACGAGUUUCUACUGGAACGGCAACAAGCUGAACGUGAACGUGCAGACGUCGUCGUACAACGCGCUGCGCCGAAUUUUGACUCUGCGCACGGUGGGGCUGAUCGAUCUGAAUGUCGCCGCGCAACGCACCAACAACGUCCUCACGUGGACACAUAAGAAGAAU
Mesorhabditis spiculigera is the source of this 3117-nucleotide messenger RNA. The record is from the annotation of a GenBank genome assembly. NCBI's taxonomy places the organism in Eukaryota, Metazoa, Nematoda, Chromadorea, Rhabditida, Rhabditidae.